Malus domestica (apple) is the source of this 2120-nucleotide messenger RNA. Lineage: Eukaryota; Viridiplantae; Streptophyta; Magnoliopsida; Rosales; Rosaceae. The record is from RefSeq and is a predicted model, not a curated record.
GGUGGAUUCUUCUUUGAAUUUUAGUUUUGAGUUGAGAGUUUUGAUUGAACUUUUUCUUGUUAUUCGAGCGAUAUUCUAGUCGAAUCUAAUUUUACGAGAAUGAGAAUUCGAACUAUGGUACCUAAAGUAGCACACAUAUUUAGUCAACUUGGCUACGCCCUAGUCUGCAAAUUUUCGUUUGACUUUUAAAUUGAGUAAAUUUCACAUACUCAAUCCAUGAACGUAAUUAGUAGAAAAUUAUCUAUCUUUGCUCUUGGUGAUGUUGUGCUAUCUCUCUAUGAAUAAUGGUGGGAAGAAACAAUAAACUGAGUGUUUGAGGCAAGCAAAGUAUGUUUGCUGCUUGCAUAGAUUUUUCUAGGCUUCAAAUAGUGUGUAGGGUUUAGGGUGUUAACUUAAAACUCCUUGGAUGAGUAAGGAAUGUUGAGAUCCGCGGCUAUAAUUCCAGCAGAAAGGCCCCUUUGAUUGAGUCUGCGAUCACCGUACUUGGAUGAAUAAACUUCUUUCGGUUUUUGGUCUCCUAAAUCGAAGACCCAGAAGCGAAACAAGAUGAAGGAAUUGCUUGCAAUCUAAGUUAGAUGUGCAGAAUAAGAUUACCCCUUGAGGCUGUUAUUUCGGUUUCUUACCAGGCAGGGAAUGCUCAACCUACACCUUAUUAAUUCCCCUGUCUUUUUCCAUGAGCAUUCUGAAAGAAAACUUCAAAACCCUUCCUAAUCUCAACUUUUGGAUCUUUCAAAAGCUGGUGCAUUGUCCCUAACAUCAACGUCGUUUCUGAAACAAGUGAUCCAAGAUUGUUUGAGCAAUGAUCAUGUUGGUAGUUAAGUUGGGAAAGACAUGUUAAGUAUUACCCCUCUUGACCCCUCUUGAUAAUUAUUCUUCGAGGCAUGGCAAUGCGAUCUCCCCACUCUCCUUCCAGAAGAAGACCACCUAAGUUCUUUUGCUUGAUACUGUUGAUAGUUGCGCCUACAUGUAUUUUUGGACUCUUCACAAAUUACCAGAAAAUUUUGUAUUUCUUCCGACCACUUUGGGACAAGCCGCCAGCCCCUUUCAUACGACUCCCACACUACUACGCUGAAAAUGUCACCAUGGACCAUCUUUGCCGCCUUCAUGGCUGGUCCAUACGGGAUGAACCCCGCCGUGUUUUCGAUGGCAUCAUCUUCAGCAAUGAGUUGGACAUGCUUGAUAUUAGGUGGAAUGAGCUUUAUCCAUAUGUCACAAAAUUGGUAAUCUUCGAGGCAAAUACCACUUUUACUGGCAUCCCGAAACCUCUCUAUUUUGCUUCAAAUCGUGGCAGAUUUGCCUUUGCCGAGGAUAAAAUCAUCCACGAUGUCUUUCCUGGUGUAAUUGUCCCACGAGGAUCACAUGCAGACCCCUUUGAUCUUGAGAAAAAGCAACGUAUAGCUAUGAAUGCUUUACUUCGGCGUGCUGGGAUUUCCAAUGGCGAUAUAUUGAUAAUGUCAGAUACUGAUGAGAUACCAAGCCCACAUACUGUGAAAUUGCUGCAGUGGUGUGACGGGAUUCCACCUAAAAUGCAUCUCGAGCUGAAGCACUACAUGUAUUCGUUUGAGUUCCCGGUGGACUAUAGUAGCUGGCGGGCGACAGCCCACAUCUAUGGCCCUCGUACCUUCUAUCAGCAUUCACGACAGACAAACUACUUAUUUUCUGAUGCAGGAUGGCAUUGCAGUUUUUGCUUCCGGCGGAUUGAAGAUUUUGUGUUUAAGAUGACAGCUUACAGCCACGCGGACCGCGUGAAGCGCAGAGAAUUUCUUGACCAUUCAAGAAUUCAGAAACUCAUUUGUAGAGGAGAUGAUCUUUUCGACAUGUUACCUGAAGAGUACUCGUUCAAGGAGUUGAUCAAGAAGAUGGGAGCGAUACCCCGUUCGACUUCCGCGGUUCAUCUUCCUUCUUACUUGUUAAAGAAUGUAGACAAGUUUAGGUUCCUUCUCCCUGGAGGCUGUUUAAGGUCACAGGGUUGAAAGGUUUCGUAGGUAAUACUAACUUUAAGCAAUUUAUUAUUCUGAUUUUAGCUUUCUACGUGCACCGGUAACUUGCUAGUAAAGGAUACACCAUUGCAAAGCAAUUAUUCUGAUUUUAGCUUUUAUAAGAUCUGAUUUUGUUUCUAA